This is a messenger RNA of Mesorhabditis spiculigera, 1143 nucleotides long. Lineage: Eukaryota; Metazoa; Nematoda; Chromadorea; Rhabditida; Rhabditidae. The record is from the annotation of a GenBank genome assembly.
AUGGGCGACCAAGGCUUCUGGCUGUUCGAGGGGCUCGAAGACGAGCCGUACGGCCUUCUCCCACUCGUCAACCUGUCCGCAAAGGGCGGCCCCACCACCACAAAAUUCGUCGAACGCGUCGGCAGUUAUCAGUGGCACCUCGCCGAUGAGACGCCCACUUUAUUGAUCCCAGGCGCGGCCCGCGAGCUGACCCAUUGGCCGGGCGGAAAGCUGUCCCAAGAUCACGGCGUCGUCAUCUACGAUGUAAACCACAUGAAGAUCAAACAAGGCUCGCUGGACUCGGCGAUCCUGGCCGCCAAGCUCUUUGCUGAGAAGCGGAAGAAGCCCAUCGACUUCGGCCAGUACCAGUUCAUCACCGAUGCCGUCAACUUGCAGAAAUUGUUUGCAUUUGCGCAAGAGGCCGGCGACGGGCUAUUCCGGAUUGAUUGCGAACGGGUUGGAAAGACGAUAUUGUUGAACAGGGUUGAAGCCUCAGAUCUGAUGGAAAUUGGCCACUGCACCUUUGACAAAAAUAUGCAAUUCAAAAUGAGCAAGCCAAGAGGCAAACAUGCCGUCGGACCAUUCUUCCAGCUCGUCUCCUACACCUUUGGAAACUACAAAUUCCUAGUUCGUUUCGAGGCCGAUUCCGCGGAUUAUUCAAAGUCUACGGCCCUAAACGUCGAAGCCUCAGAAAAGCUGGGCGACAAGACGAAAGUCGACGGGUUUGAGCAUAUCGAAGUGAUAAACUAUGGCGACAUUUCGAAGGACACGCCUUUGCAGUUGAUAACAACAUACCCGGAAGGCGCCGGUUUCCCCUUCUUCACAUGGGCCCAACUUUUCUUCACAACGGCCGAUCAGGAAGUUGUCGGCUUCUUCAAAGGAAACGGCGAUUUCCGCAAGCCGCCGUUUUACGACAUCCAAGAAGUGGCGAAGAUGAUGAAGCCGUUGCCGCUCGUCGUGCUCAGCAAGGUCCACGAUUGCCUCGAUAAGGUCUUCAAAUUUUUGACGAAAAACGAUCCGGAAUUCAAGUGCUCGCUGUUGUGGAAGGGCAAGAAUCAUUUGGAGAUUUUUGCCAGGGAUCCAUCAAAAGCCGAGCCCGCGGUCUCCGAUUCCGUACGAGAAUACCUCAAGACAAUGUGCAAGGAGGAGACGGCCGAAGCGGAA